This is a messenger RNA of Panicum hallii, 2126 nucleotides long. Its product is annotated as chaperonin CPN60-1, mitochondrial-like. Gene Ontology annotation, cellular component: mitochondrion; cytosol. Gene Ontology annotation, molecular function: ATP binding; ATP-dependent protein folding chaperone. Gene Ontology annotation, biological process: protein refolding. Bases 118 to 1824 code for a protein of 568 amino acids. The transcript is spliced from 18 exons. The record is from RefSeq and is a predicted model, not a curated record. Lineage: Eukaryota; Viridiplantae; Streptophyta; Magnoliopsida; Poales; Poaceae.
UUCUUUCCUCUUCUCCAAGGAGCUCCACUCCCCUCUCCUCCGCGGCUCCGCCUCGCCGUCUCCCUCUCUUCCACAGAACCAGCCCGAGGGCUAGAGGCAAAGCCUUCGCCGGUCGCCAUGUACUGCGCAACCGCCAGCCUCGCCUCCAAGGCCCGGCGAGCCGGGUGCAGCGCUCGCCAGGUGGGGAGCAGGUUGGCCUGGAGCAGAAACUAUGCUGCCAAGGACAUCAAGUUUGGCGUGCAAGCCCGGGCCUUGAUGCUGAGGGGUGUUGAGGAAUUGGCUGAUGCGGUCAAAGUUACAAUGGGCCCCAAGGGCCGUACUGUCAUUAUUGAGCAAAGCUUUGGCGCUCCUAAAGUUACAAAGGAUGGAGUGACCGUUGCCAAGAGCAUUGAAUUCAGUGACAGAGUAAAGAAUGUUGGUGCAAGCCUUGUAAAGCAGGUUGCUAAUGCUACUAAUGAUACAGCUGGGGAUGGUACUACAUGUGCUACUAUUCUGACAAAGGCUAUAUUCACUGAGGGUUGCAAGUCCGUAGCUGCUGGAAUGAAUGCCAUGGAUCUGAGACGUGGUAUCGUAAUGGCUGUUGAUGCUGUGGUCACAAACCUAAAAGGCAUGGCGAGAAUGAUCAGCACAUCAGAGGAAAUAGCACAGGUGGCUACUAUAUCAGCCAAUGGGGAAAGGGAAAUUGGUGAGCUAAUUGCAAAGGCUAUGGAGAAGGUCGGUAAAGAGGGAGUUAUCACCAUUGCGGAUGGCAACACUCUCUAUAAUGAGCUUGAAGUUCUGGAAGGCAUGAAGCUUGACAGAGGUUACAUCUCUCCAUACUUUAUUACCAACCAAAAGAACCAGAAAUGUGAAUUAAAUGAACCCUUGAUCUUGAUACACAACAAGAAAAUAUCAAACGUGCAAGCAAUGGUCAAAGUGAUGGAGUUAGCUCUACAGAAGCAAAAACCUCUGCUUAUUGUUGCAGGAGAUUUACAAAGUGAAGCAUUGGGUACCCUGAUUCUUAACAAGCUUCGUGCAGGCGUUAAGGUCUGUGCGGUCAAAGCUCCUGGUUUCGGGGAUACCAAGAAAGCUAACUUGCAGGACCUUGCUAUCCUUACCGGGGCAGAAGUCAUAACUGAAGAACUUGGGAUGAAUCUUGAGAACUUUGAGCCUCAGAUGUUUGGCACUUGCAAGAAGGUUACAAUAUCGAAAGAUGACACUAUCAUCCUGGAUGGAGCUGGAGAUAAGAAAGCAAUUGAAGAGAGAGCUGAGCAGCUGAGAUCAGCGAUUGAGCAAUGCACUUCUGACUUUGAUAAGGAAAAGCUACAAGAGAGAUUGGCAAAGCUUUCUGGUGGUGUUGCUGUUCUAAAGAUUGGUGGAGCAAGUGAAACAGAAGUUGGUGAGAAGAAGGAUAGAGUGACUGAUGCACUAAAUGCAACCAAAGCUGCAGUUGAGGAGGGCAUUGUGCCAGGUGGUGGCGUUGCCCUUCUCUACGCGUCAAAAGACCUGGAUAAAUUGCAGACUGCAAACUUUGACCAAAAGAUUGGUGUUAAAAUCAUCCAAAAUGCUUUGAAGGCCCCAGUGCAGACUAUUGCUUCAAAUGCAGGCGUCGAAGGAGCUGUUAUUGCUGGCAAGCUUUUGGAACAGGAAAACACUGAUCUUGGCUAUGAUGCAGCUAAAGGUGAAUAUGUGGACAUGGUGAAGGCUGGUAUCAUUGACCCGCUUAAAGUGAUCAGGACAGCCCUGAUGGACGCUGCAAGUGUGUCAUCUCUGAUGACUACCACAGAAUCUAUCAUCGUUGAGACCCCGAAGGAAGAGAGCAAUGCGCCACCAAUGGAAUACUGACAUGCCAAAGAAGUGUGAUUAAGUGAAAUAUUAGUAGUAGAUUCAUCACUCUGUCUGACGAGGAAGCUGUCUUGAUUUUGAUCCUCCUGCAAAAGAGGAUAUUUAACUUUAGGUAGUGUUGGAAAUUGGGAUGAACAGAACCCUCUUCUACACGUCACUGAGUUAAAUUUUUGGAUCGAAUGGCGGUUGGUCUUAACUGGACGGUUUUGUAACUAAUCCCGAGAAGUUAACUUGGUUACUGGAUCAGGUGUGGCACUGGUUUAAGAUGAAUGUGAAUGUUAGAUGUUGACUUGAUGGAGUGA